CUCAAUCCCCUUGCCACUUCUCACAGGGUGUUCUGGAUCCUGCGUCGAGAAUUUGGAGGGAAAAGAAAAGAAAGGAGAAAAUAAUGUAGAAAAAGAAAUGCCAGUGGCCAAACCGGAAUCAUCCGACGCCAGAAUCAUCGCUCACGUCGACAUGGACUGCUUCUAUGUUCAGGUCGAGCAGCGGAAACAGCCAGACUUAAGGGGUUUACCUACUGCUGUUGUACAGUACAACUCUUGGAAAGGUGGGGGCUUGAUUGCAGUUAGCUACGAGGCCCGUAAAUAUGGUGUGAAACGUUCAAUGCGUGGCGAUGAGGCAAAGAAAGUCUGUCCACCAAUUCAGCUGGUCCAAGUCCCUAUUGCGCGGGGUAAAGCUGAUCUUAACACUUACCGCAAUGCAGGUUCAGAGGUGGUUUCUGUUCUUGCAAGGACAGGUCGAUGUGAGAGGGCUUCUAUCGAUGAAGUGUAUCUUGACCUUACUGAGGCGGCAGAAACAAUGUUAGCAGAAACUCCUCCGGAGAGCUUGGAAGUAAUUAAUGAAGAAGCUGUUAAAUCACACAUUUUGGGGCUUAAUACUGAGGAAGGAAGUGAUGCCAAGGAAUUUGUCAGGGAGUGGCUUUGUAGGAGUGAUGCUGAUCACCGCGAUAAACUAUUAGCUUGUGGGGCCAUGAUUGUUGCAGAACUUAGGAUGCAGGUGUUGAGGGAGACUGAAUUUACUUGUUCUGCUGGGAUUGCUCAUAAUAAGAUGCUGGCCAAACUUGCAAGUGCUAUGAAUAAACCUGCACAACAAACUGUUGUGCCCCUAUCAUCUGUCAAAGGAUUACUCGAAUCCUUGCCAAUUAAGAAAAUGAAACAGCUUGGAGGAAAGCUUGGGAGUUCUUUACAAAGUGAUUUGGGUGUGAACACUGUUGGAGAGCUGUUGCAGUUUUCAGAGGAGAAGCUACAAGAGAAUUACGGCAUCAAUACUGGUACUUGGUUGUGGAAUAUUGCAAGAGGAGUCAGCGGGGAAGAAGUUCAGGGGCGACUUCUUCCCAAGAGCCAUGGUUCUGGAAAGACAUUUCCUGGUCCUCGGGCUCUGAAGACGAUUGCAGCUGUUCAACACUGGCUCAACGAACUUUGUGAAGAACUGAGUGAACGUCUUUGCUCGGACUUGGACCUAAAUAAACGGAUUGCUCACACUCUGACUCUUCAUGCUAGAGCAUACAAAUCUGGUGACUCUGAUUCAUAUACGAAGUUUCCUUCCAAGUCUUGUCCCCUAAGGUAUGGGACUGCCAAGAUUCAAGAAGAUGCACGGAACUUAUUUCAAGCUGGAUUACGUGAAUAUGUGGAUUCAUACAAAUCUAAGACUCAAGGAAGUCAAUACAAUGGUUGGGGUAUAACAGCACUUUCUGUUUCAGCGAGUAAAAUUGUUGCAAUUCCUUCUGGGACAAGUUCGAUCACAAAAUACUUUCCUGGCCAAAACCUUUACUGCUCUUCAUCAAAGCAGUCACAGGAUAACUUCAUCCAAGAUGCUGCACCAUCUUCACCCUCAGGAAGUGAAAGCUAUUCGGGCUUGAAUUUAACUGAGCCACAGAUUGAGUUCCCUGAGUUUUCUGGAGAAAAAAAUAAGUUCAAUUAUGCUGUCACUAGCCAGGGUCAAGAGCGAGACAAAGAGAAUACAUGGAAAGACCAGGAUCCAUCCUGUUUGUCACCACAACAUACACAAAAUGGUGUUGCCCAUGAAAUUUCACCAUUGCUGCCUUCAGGAGGUGAAAGCCAUCUGGAGAUGGAUGGAAAUGAGCAACAAAGAGAAUUCUCUGGGGAAGAAUCUCAGAUUAAAUAUUCCACGAUUAGUUUGGAUCGAGCUGUGCAGAAAAGAAAAACAUCAAAAGAUAAGGGAACAGUUUCAAUCUUGAAGUUCUUUAAGAAUUGUGACCCCAGUUGGUCUUCAAAGAAACAGGAGCAUAUUGAAGCCGUCCGAGAUGUUAAAGCAGCAUCAUCUGACGGCUUUCAGUCUACUGGUAGUGUCUGUUUGGAACCAAAUCACGAUGAAUUGCCAAAAGAAAGACUUAUUGAAGAGACCGGGACCAACACUGGUAGGUCUAGUUUGGCUCAUAUUGAACAAGAAAGGGAAGCAUGGGGCUACAAAACUGAUGAGAUUGACCCCUCCGUGGUUGACGAGUUACCACCAGAAAUCCAGGAAGAAGUCCGGGCCUGGCUCAGGCCUCAUAAGCGACCUAAUGUAGUUAAAAGGGGUUCUAGUAUUGCUCAUUAUUUCUUUCCAGCCAAAAAUAGAUGAAGUACCAAAUGAUGUAGAUGGGUGUGUUAUCUCUUUCAGAAAGAUGGCGAUGCUGGAAUUUGUUGAUAUACAGCAUAGUUGGAAUUUCCAAUGGUUAAGGCUUAGGAGUUAGGAAACCUAUUCAAAGCUAGUCCUGGAAGUGCUUUGUGUGUACAUAUGCAAUUUUAUUAUUCUUCCUAUGGCUUUUAUGGAAAGAAGCUAAUUCGAGUUAAGUUUGGACAGUACACAGUAUCCAGUCUAGAAAGUGAUUGCGGGAAAGUGAGAGCUGACACACUGGAAAGGUUUAUUUUAAAUUUCUUUAGUUAAGUUAUUAAUGUGAUGAUCAAUGGUUAUGUUUAUGUU
Juglans regia (Persian walnut) is the source of this 2617-nucleotide messenger RNA. RefSeq names its product DNA polymerase eta. The transcript has 16 exons. Gene Ontology annotation, molecular function: damaged DNA binding; DNA-directed DNA polymerase activity. The record is from RefSeq and is a predicted model, not a curated record. Lineage: Eukaryota; Viridiplantae; Streptophyta; Magnoliopsida; Fagales; Juglandaceae. Gene Ontology annotation, biological process: error-prone translesion synthesis; response to radiation. The coding region runs from base 98 to 2275 and encodes 725 amino acids. Gene Ontology annotation, cellular component: nucleus; site of double-strand break; replication fork.